Heterotrigona itama is the source of this 551-nucleotide messenger RNA. Lineage: Eukaryota; Metazoa; Arthropoda; Insecta; Hymenoptera; Apidae. The record is from the annotation of a GenBank genome assembly.
AUGAACGACGCCGAUUCCAGCAGGGUUAGGUUUCGCGACGCGCAGGCGUCGUAUCGAUUUCUUCCUUUGCCUUUACCUUUGCCUUUGCUUUUGCCUUUACCUCACUGCCUCUCUGUUACACUUGCGUUUCUCGCGCAAAACGCUGUAUGGGAUAAGUUUAUUCGAAAUAGUCAGAGUUGCUACAAACUAGGUGCAAAUGUUACAAUUGACAAACAACUCUUUCCAUCUAAAGCCAGAUUCAGAUUUAUUCAAUGUUUGCCGAAUAAAGCUGACAAAUUUGGUAUUAAACUGCACUACAUAACACGGGCUUUCUUUUGUAAGAAAGUAAUAAAUCAAUAAGUAUGAAAAUAUUCUAUUAUUACGAUCUUUUUUUCAAGUCAUUUUGACUGGUUUUGGUAGAAACAGCUUCGCCUUAACUAUCGGUAUUUCUAGCGUUAACCUUUACAGAGACAUAUUGUUCAACAUGUCCCGAGAAUCCAUCACUACUGCUUUCAAAACUGUUAUCAUACUCUUAAUAAUUAUAAAAAUUAAUUUCAUUUAUAGAAUCAUAA